Cucurbita maxima (winter squash) is the source of this 3082-nucleotide messenger RNA. RefSeq names its product chloride channel protein CLC-c-like. Gene Ontology annotation, cellular component: intracellular membrane-bounded organelle; plant-type vacuole membrane. Gene Ontology annotation, biological process: chloride transport; transmembrane transport. The record is from RefSeq and is a predicted model, not a curated record. The transcript is spliced from 7 exons. NCBI's taxonomy places the organism in Eukaryota, Viridiplantae, Streptophyta, Magnoliopsida, Cucurbitales, Cucurbitaceae. Gene Ontology annotation, molecular function: voltage-gated chloride channel activity. The coding region runs from base 487 to 2817 and encodes 776 amino acids.
AUGACUUGAAUGACUUAGUUGGCAUUUCUUCUCCAAUCUUUCAUGUUCCUCAUCGUUUUCCCUUCAUUGAUCUUCGCCAUUGUAGCUUCUCUUCCAGAACUGUAGCUGUUUUUCCUCCAUUUUGAAAGAAAUUGCAUGAUUUUGGACUUCAAAGUUCAAGCUGUGAAGGAGAAAUAAUCCAUAGAUUUAACCAAGAAAAAGAGAAGAGUGUCGUUUAGCUGAGAGAUUUCAUUGAUUGAUGAUUUGAACCGACUUUUGAAGACAUCAGGGGGAUCAUGCGCGUCAAACUUUCUGUGCACUAAUCCUCACGCCACAAACUUCUUCUUUUUCUCUCUCUCAUCAUGGAUCACUGAUUCUGCAAAUCCUUCUUCUCCAGGCCACCGUCUUCCAUUUUCAGGCUCAUCCAUUGGACCUAAUCCGGUUCCAUUGCUUGUUUGAACUUAUUUUUCAGUGUUUAUAAAGCUUCUUGGACAGAGCUCAGAGAGAAUGGAUGAGAGAUGCGAGAACGGCCGCGAAAUUGAUGGGUCUGAGAGCUUGGCGGAAUCGCCGUUUACAGAGGAUAGAGAUUCUGUAUCGCUCACGCUAGGGGAGCCGCUCUUGCGUGCCAGUACUGCGAGGAUCAGUACUACCUCGCAACUCGCCAUUGUUGGUUCUAAUAUCUGUCCUAUUGAGAGCUUGGACUACGAGAUUAUUGAGAAUGAUCUUUUCAAGCAGGACUGGAGGUCAAGAAGAAAGGUCGAGAUAUUUCAGUAUGUCAUCCUCAAAUGGACGCUGUGCCUUUUCAUUGGUCUAAUUACCGGGGUCGUUGGCUUCUUCAACAACAUAGCUGUUGAGAAUAUUGCUGGUCACAAACUUCUGCUGACGAAUAAUCUGAUGCUCAAGGAAAAGUACUAUCAGGCCUUCGCAGUAUACGUUGGUUCCAAUAUUGUCUUAGCUGCUGCUGCUGCAACCCUCUGUGCCUAUAUUGCUCCUGCUGCUGCAGGUUCUGGUAUUCCUGAGGUGAAAGCAUACCUUAACGGUAUCGAUGCUUAUUCUAUAUUGGCUCCAAGUACCUUAUUUGUGAAGAUUUUUGGUUCUAUAUUUGCUGUUGCCGGUGGAUUUGUUGUGGGUAAGGAAGGACCCAUGGUUCAUACUGGUGCAUGCAUUGCCUCAUUACUGGGACAGGGAGGCUCUCGCAAAUACCGCCUGACUUGGAAGUGGCUCAGAUACUUCAAAAAUGAUAGGGACAGGCGGGAUUUGAUCACUUGUGGUGCAGGAGCUGGUGUAGCAGCUGCCUUUCGGGCUCCAGUUGGUGGCGUUCUCUUUGCACUUGAAGAAGCAGCUUCAUGGUGGAGGAGUGCUCUUCUCUGGAGGACCUUUUUCACUACUGCUGUAGUAGCUGUUGUCUUGAGGGGUUUCAUGGAAUUUUGUAGAGGGGGAAAAUGUGGGUUAUUUGGUGAAGGAGGUCUCAUCAUGUUCGAAAUCCACACCGAAAACUCCGCUUAUGGCACCCCAGAUCUUAUUGCAAUUAUUUUACUUGGAGUCAUUGGAGGUGUGCUUGGAAGCCUUUACAACUACCUCGUCGAUAAGGUUCUUCGAACCUACAGCAUCAUAAAUGAGAGAGGUCCCGGAUCAAAGCUCAUCCUUGUUGUUGGCGUUUCCAUAUUGACAACCUGCGUCUCCUUUGGUCUUCCUUGGUUCUCACAAUGUUUACCUUGCCCAUCUGACUUGGACGAUCAAUGCCCUACCGUUGGUCGCUCGGGAAACUACAAGAACUUCCAAUGCCCACCUGGCCAUUAUAAUGAUCUUGCUUCUUUAUUUUUCAAUACCAAUGAUGAUGCCAUCCGGAGCCUGCUCACAUCUGCUAGUGACAAACAUUUUCAGUUGUCCUCACUUUUUAUAUUCUUUGGUGCUAUCUAUUGUCUUGGCAUUAUUACUUAUGGCAUUGCCGUGCCUUCAGGGCUCUUUAUUCCUGUGAUUCUGGCAGGGGCCUCUUAUGGUCGCAUUAUAGGGAGAUUAUUUGGUUCAGUUGCUACUCUUGAUGUCAGCCUCUAUGCCCUUCUCGGUGCUGCAUCCUUCCUUGGUGGCACUAUGAGAAUGACUGUUUCUCUUUGUGUCAUACUCCUGGAGCUUACCAAUAACCUUUUGAUGCUCCCAUUACUAAUGUUGGUUCUUCUGAUUUCAAAGUCAGUGGCAGAUAUUUUUAAUAAAGGUGUCUAUGAUCAGAUUGUGAAGAUGAAGGGACUACCUUUUAUGGAAGCCCAUGCGGAACCAUUUAUGAGGCAAUUGGUUGCUGGUGGUGUGGCUUCUGGUCCUUUAAUUACGUUUUCUGGGAUCGAAAAGGUCGAUAACAUUAUCCAUGCUUUGAAAACGACGAACCACAAUGGGUUUCCUGUAAUUGAUGAACUGCCUUCCUCAAAUAGUUCAGAGCUUUGUGGGCUUGUUCUGAGGUCUCAUUUGCUUGUUUUGCUUAAAGAAAAAAAGUUUACUAAGCAAAAGGUGUCAAUUAGAUCAGAAAUUUUGAGGCACUUCAAAGCACAUGAUUUUGCAAAAGCAGGUUCUGGCAAAGGGGUGAAACUUGAAGAUUUGAACUUCAAUGAGGAGGAGAUGGAAAUGUUUGCUGAUCUUCAUCCCAUUACAAACACAUCACCCUACACGGUGGUUGAAUCGAUGUCCCUAGCUAAAGCGGCUAUUCUCUUUCACGCACUCGGCUUGAGGCACCUAUUGGUCGUUCCGAAGACACCUGGGAGGCCUCCCAUUGCUGGAAUUCUUACACGGCACGACUUCAUGCCGGAGCAUAUUUUGGGACUGUACCCACAUCUCAACCCCCACAAGUAGAACGGCCAAGGUUCCUUCCUUAUUUCUUUUCCUUCUGUUGAGUUCUUAUUUUAUGGGGAUAAAUUUGCUCUUUUUUUUCCAGUGUUCAUGCCAUUCUGUUGGCAAUUUUGAAGUGUUAUAGGAUAAAAAUCUAUGAUAUGAGUUACACAAAACACACCUGCAUAAACAGGAACUAUUUACUGGGUUUCUUCCCCACAUUUAUUUGUAUAUUUACGUCUCAGUAUCAGCUCAUUCCAUCAUUAUUUAAUCUUCCCCUGUUUUGGUU